Messenger RNA from Pseudophryne corroboree (corroboree frog), 3407 nucleotides. It is a transcript of the gene NLRX1, whose product is annotated as NLR family member X1. Bases 395 to 3196 code for a protein of 933 amino acids. Gene Ontology annotation, biological process: negative regulation of canonical NF-kappaB signal transduction. Gene Ontology annotation, molecular function: protein binding. Lineage: Eukaryota; Metazoa; Chordata; Amphibia; Anura; Myobatrachidae. Gene Ontology annotation, cellular component: mitochondrion. The record is from RefSeq and is a predicted model, not a curated record. The transcript is spliced from 6 exons.
CCCGUCCCUGGCUUGGAGGGGAGGGGUAGAAGGACCUGCUGUAACACACUUGCAACCUGGGAACCAACUCUGAGCUCAGUGUUCCGGAUUCCGUUUUUUUCACUUUUUCAACAAAACUCUGCAGCACUUGUCCAUGGUAUACAUGUAGUUCUAGAUAGAAUCUUUCGAAACAACAUCACCAAGGGCUGUGCCUCAAAUUAUAGGCUCAACCCCAAUAACUAUAUUGUAAAUUUAAAUACAAUAAAACUAUAUAAAAAAGCCUGCUCCUCCUGCACCGUUUUCCUUCUCAUUGUUCCAGACUGCUACCCGGCGUCCGCUGCAGCUCUUCCAUGCAGUUCCAGCGUGUAAGCCACACCUAUAAGUGCCUGGCCUGUACGCAUCUCGUUAUGUUUGUAUGCUCACGUCCCUUUUUUACUCUGUCUGCGUGCUGGCAAGGAAACAUCACUCCGUAACUGGGCCGGCCUCAGGAAGCUUCAGACGCCCAUUAUUUGGUUGGUUCUGUCCUUGUAGGAAGAGAACAGGGAACUGGUUACAUGCACAGAAGGAUCCUAUUCAGCAGCACCGUCAGCGCUUGUCUGCGUGGUUCAGCUGUUUGCCUAUGGAAGAACGACACUUUGGACCUUCCUUUGCUCUGGACUCCAUGCAUGUGGAUCCUGUUAUUCGGGAACGUUCACUGGAAGAUAUUCUGCGUCCAGUGUCUGAAUUUAAUUUGCAGACUCAACUGCAAAGUACACUGUGUCCAAAGAGUAUGACGGUCUUUCAGUUGUUUCAGCCACAAAAAUCUGGCAACCCUGUUCGGAAUGUAGUCCUAUAUGGCACCGUUGGCACUGGAAAGAGCACACUCAUUCGGAAAUUUGUGUUGGAUUGGUGUCAUGGGCGUAAUAGUGAGUUUCAACUGAUAAUUCCUCUUUCUUGUGAAGAUCUGUCCCACGUUACUGCCCCAGUGUCACUGACACGGCUCAUUAGCAGGAAGUAUCUUCAUUUGCGGGACAUGUUCCCCACACUGUCCGAUUAUUCUGGUGUGCUCUUCAUACUCAACAGUCUAGAGUGGAUGAAUCUAGAUUUCAGGAUGGCCAACACAGAGUUGUGCAGUGAUCCGAACGAACCCAUGCAUCCUGCAGCUCUCCUUGUAAACCUAUUGAGAGGAUACCUGCUGCCUGAGGCAAAUGUCUUGGUCACCACUCGUCCUUCUGCACUGAAACGAAUCCCUAGGAAGUAUAUAGGCCGGUAUGCAGAGAUCUGUGGUUUUUCAGACAUGGAGCUGCAGAAGAUGUAUUUCCACUUGCGUUUGGUCCACAAAGAUGCCGAUCCUCGGGAAACUGAGAAUUUGGCAGAGAUGUUAAGCCGAAAUUUAGAACACCACAGCCAGUUGUCCGCUGCCUGUUUCUUGCCUUCAUAUUGCUGGUUAACCUGUGCCACAUUGCACUUACUGUACUAUACAAAAUCUGAUGGCCCUCCUAUGACAUUGACUGGCAUUUACACCAGCUUCCUGCGACUUAACUUUGCUGGUGAAAUAUUAGACAUAACACAUCCCUCUAAGAUUUCUCUCAUGCGAUAUGUUGCACGUACUGUAGGCAAGCUGGCUUAUGAUGGCUGUCAUUCCCGACGUACACGAUUUACUGAAGAAGAUAUUAAACAGUGCUUUCAGGUGGAAUUGAACAGUGAGGAGGAGCUCAACCUUCUGACUGUCUUCCGAUCUGAUGCCUUUCGUUUCUUUCUGACACCUUGUGUCCAGCCAGACCGAGCCAACCUCUUUGUCUUCACCAUACCUGCUAUGCAGGAGUACCUUGCUGCACUAUAUGUCGUGUUGGGAGAAAAUAAAACUGCUCUGCAACGCCUGGGCAAAGAAGUGUCUGAAAUUAUCAGCAAAGCUGGGGAGGAUGUGGUUGCAGUAGUCAAUGUACUGUCCAAAUUUCUUCCUCUACGCAUCUUUGCACUUUUUAACCUGUUACGUGUGGUGCCACGGCUUUAUGGCAGGGUCAGUGGACAGAGCCGUGAUAACAUAGCUCAAACAAUGACUGCAGAAAUGUUUAGAGAGGAGGAUUCUUAUAAUGAUGAUGUUUUAGACCAGAUAAACUCCAGUAUACUGGGUGUUGAAGGACCAUCUCAGCUAGCAGAGGAAGACGAUCGACCAGAAGCAUUUGAAUUAUUUCCCAUUUUCAUGGGGGGGCUUUUAUCCCAUCAGAAUCGAGUAAUGCUUGACCAACUAGGCUGUUCCAUCAUGAACAUGGAAGCACUCAAAAUCACAAGUGCUCUAAAAAAGCAUUUGCUGAACUGCAGCCUUCGCAGGUUGCCGCCUUCUGAGCUAAUGGACUUUCUUUUCUUUUUAUAUGAGUUUCAAAAUGAUGUGUUUACAGCUGGAUUGGUGAACUCACUACGUGAUCUAGACCUUUCCAAUGUGCGUAUGACACCUCUGAAAUGUACUGUGGUGGCUGCUGUAAUUGGCAACACAGGGAAACUGCUGACUGACGCCAAUCUCAGUUCCUGUCACCUAGAUCCCGAUGCCAUCCGUACACUGGCACCAGUACUACGAAGAUGCCAGAAUGUAAAUUUACAGAUGAACUCACUAGGUCCUGAUUCCUGCAGAGAAAUAAAAGACCUUCUGCUGCAUGGAGACUGUGCAAUCGCCAGCCUACGAUUAUGCAAUAACCCAUUGGCACCAGAGGGUGCACGUUUCGUUGUGGAUGGACUAGCUGGUAAUAGCUCACUGAAGAACCUUUCACUCCUGCACACGGAUCUUGGAGAUGAUGGAGCUGAGAUACUAGCAGCUCAGCUGGGAAGAAAUAAGCACUUGCAAGAAUUGAAUCUGGCAUACAAUGGAAUCCACGAUGAUGCUGGUCUCAAGCUGGUGGAAGAAGCUGCACGUCACCCAACACUGGGCAGAGUACAUCUCUACUUUAAUGAACUGUCGGACAGUGGACUCCGAGCCAUGCAGACUCUGGGAGACGUCCGAGUCCUUGUGUCUCUCACAGAAGGAAGAGAUGCAUCACGUCAUUGGGCUCUGAUAUUAAGGGAGGUGAAGGCCAAUGCUGGAGGCUGGGAUCAUGCACGAAUGAGUGCUCACCUUACUCUGCUUUUACGAGAUCUGCAAAGUAGCCGGGCACUGACCCAAAAUCUAUGGCGCAAAGUGCGAAUUCUCCGUGUGGAGACUGAGGUCAAACGUAUGCUGAGCAGCAUUCAACAGGGAAAGCUCUGACAGUAUGUUGUCACCCAUUAAUUUCAGUAGUUUUCUAUCUAUUUUGCUGAAAAUAUACUGUAAAUUACAUAGAUCAGUAGUCAACUGUAAGUAAAUGUCAGAAGCGUUUAUUGAAUGUUUAAGCUGUACGUGCAAUUUUGUUAUCCAUACGUAUUUGCUUUAUAAAUAAUAAUAAACCUAAGUAAUAAAACUGCUAUAUAUUAUAACUUGA